ACAGCCAAAUUCCAAAUCUCAAGUUGGAGGGUAUCAUAAAGCUGAAGUUUAUUUUAAGACCAAAGUUCCAUCAUUAAAUCUUGAUCAAAGUGGAGUAACCGAUAUCGAUUGUUAUGAUGAUGAUAAAAUUACAUUCCAAAGACAUGAUGUUAAAAAAGUUCAUCAAUGGCCCGAUAAAGUUAUAUUAAUGAUUUCUCAUAAAUGGAAAUGUUUUGGCAAAUCCACAACACAAUUUUUUAUGGUAAAAGAUAAAAAGGUUGAUAUCAAGAAUAACAAAGUAAUUUUAUCCACGGAAAGGUGUGAUAUUCAAGAUUGGUCCCAAGAAUUUAUUGUUGAUGAUUCAUGGGAAAAUGGAAAACAAAAAAAGAAUUACAGAAGGAUCGACCUUCCAGACAUUGACAUAUCAAAUACGUUAAGUUUAAAUGUUUUAUUUGAUAAAUCGAAAGGGAAAACAUCAAAACCUGAUAUUCCACUUGGGGAAAUCUCGCGUACCAAAUUACUUUGCGCAAAUUGUUUUAUGAACGGUGAAGCUACAGUUUCAUUGAGAAUUGCCGCCGAAUUUGGUUUUUUCUCUGGAUUUGAAUUGACUGAUGCAUCGAUUGCUCUUGAUGGAAAUGUUAAAUUAAACGUUGAUCAUGCCCUUGUUGUUUCAUCUGAAAUUGAAUCCGUUACAACCCUUGCCACUUUGCCGAUAGGAGGCAUUGGCGUACCAGGUUUAUUUAAUCUUGGACCUUCAAUAGAUCUAGUGGCUUCAACUAAAAUAACUGCCGGCGCAAAUGCAACGAUAAAUUUUGGUGGGGACAUAAAUUUACCUAAAUUUCAUGCAAAGGCCACAUUUGUUGAUUUUCCGCCAACCUUUGAACAAUCUGGUUUUAAUCCUGUUGUUAGUUUGCGUAAACCCAAGCUUGAUAUCGGCGCUCAACCUAGAGUGUCAAUUUCCGGUGCAUUAAAACCACGAAUUGCCUUUGGUCUUAGCGUAUUAAACGAUAGGCUUGUAAGAAAGAAAGUUGGCAUUGAGUUAGUUGGACAACUUGACACUAGCAUUAUACAUGGUAAAACGAGUAAUUGUGAUACAGAUUUAAAUGAACGCCUUGAAUCCUCUCUUAAUGGUAAUUUAGGUUUUUUCAUCGAAAAUGAUAACUUUCCUAUUUUCAACUUUCCUUCUAAAGGUUUAUUUAAUGAAUGCAUUUUAUAG
Funneliformis mosseae is the source of this 1195-nucleotide messenger RNA. The record is from the annotation of a GenBank genome assembly. NCBI's taxonomy places the organism in Eukaryota, Fungi, Glomeromycota, Glomeromycetes, Glomerales, Glomeraceae.